AAAACGCAGCCACAUACUGUGUAACUGUAACCGUUAGUGUUGGUCACGAAAGUGAAAACGCCAAUUGUAAUUUCUAACCCAAAAGUGUCGGUUCAUAAUUACAUAAUCCAGGUGUCACCUUGAGCAAGACUUGACCAGACAAGGGACCCUCGUUCUGCCGUUGAUCACGUUGAAGCCCUCUCUCCUGCCUGCCUGCCUUGUGGAGUACUUUAGCAUCUUCUGCUCUUCAAAACCAACUGUGCACACUCCCUUUAAGUCCCCACUUAAAAAACUUAAACCCUCUGCUAAGCAUAUCUAUCGACACACCAGCAGAGAGACCAGAAUAGAAGCUUAAAGAAACUUCAUCCAUCCAUCCAUCCAUCCAUGGCCGCCAAACGACGCCGUUGAGAACCCAAUCUCAGCCACACACAGCUAUAAUGCUCUCGCCUGAGCUCCCUCCAAUGUCGAAACCCUCACCCAGAACCAAGCCCUCUUCUUGGCUCGCCGAUAGCUUGCUCUUCCUCAGCGGUGCAUUUCUCGCUCUCCUCGUCCUCUUCACUUUUUACUCCUUCGUAAGCACUUAUUCAUCCCCCAAUUUCGGCCGUACGGUCACUUCUCCGCCGCCCACCGCCGAACCCGAUCAAUGCUCCGACGAUGCUAACCUACGCCGCGACCCGCCGGACCCGACCUUUUACGACGACCGGGAAGUCCGGUACACGCUCGGGGACCCGGUUCAGAACUGGGACGAGAAGCGGCGGCAGUGGCUGCUCCUUCAUCCCUCGCUCGCCCCCGGAGCAGGGAAGAGGAUUCUGAUGGUGACGGGAUCUCAGCCGGGCGCGUGUCGCAAUCCUAUCGGCGAUCAUCUCCUCUUGCGAUUCUUCAAGAACAAGGUGGACUACUGUAGACUCCACGGGCACGAAAUCUUUUACAACAACGCGCUGCUGCACCCGCGGAUGGGCAGCUACUGGGCCAAGCUGCCAGUAAUCCGGGCCGCCAUGGUGGCGCACCCGGAGGUCGAGUGGAUCUGGUGGGUCGACUCGGACGCGUUGUUCACCGACAUGGAGUUCAAGCUCCCGUUGGACCGGUACAAGAAUCACAACCUCGUCGUCCACGGCUGGGCCCACCUGGUCAUGGAGACGCACAGUUGGACGGGGCUCAACGCCGGCGUGUUCUUGAUCAGGAACUGCCAGUGGACCAUGGAUUUGCUCGAGGUGUGGGCCAGCAUGGGCCCACAGACCCCGGACUACGAGAAAUGGGGAGAAACCCUCCGGUCAACGUUCAAGGACAAGGCGUUCCCGGAGUCAGACGAUCAGACGGGCCUCGCUUACUUGAUCUACAAGGAGAAGGAAAAGUGGGGGAAGAAGAUUUAUAUGGAGAGCGAGUAUUAUUUUGAAGGGUACUGGGCGGAGAUCGUCGGGACGCUUGACAAGAUCGAGGACCGGUACGCGGAGAUAGAGAGAGGGGAGGAGGACAAUGCGGUGCGUUUAAGGAGGCGGCACGCGGAGAAGGUGAGCGAGCAAUACGGUGCGUUUCGGGAGGAGUAUUUGAGUGAGGCGGGGUACGGGAGAGGGAGCUGGAGGCGACCGUUCAUCACGCACUUCACCGGAUGCCAGCCGUGCAGUGGGAGGCACAACGAGAUGUACAAGGCGAAUUCGUGUUGGGAUGGGAUGGAGAAAGCGUUGAAUUUCGCUGAUAAUCAGGUGCUUCGCAAAUACGGUUACGUGCACCCGAGCACAAUGGAUCGUGCGGUCUCUACCGUGCCGUUUGAUUACCCGUCCGAGUAAGAUUAGCCCAUCAAUUCAAGUCAUCAUACGGUCACUUUGAAAAAGAAAGGAACUCUGGCUCUUCAUGGUAUAUGCGCUAUGCGAAGCUUCCGAUAAUUCCUGGACUACUGUCACUUUCGGUGGCCGGUAGCAGAUAAUUCCCGGACCAGUAUCAUUUCCGGUCACGUACUUACAUGUUAUGUAUUGAGGCUAGUCUAGUAAUAUGCAGACAUUUUCAUUCUCCGGUUUAUAUUGAGAAUUCACUUCUCCAUUUUCCCUUUCUGGUUCUUAGUGCAUGUUUAUUUACAUGUAUUCGGGAUGUAUAGAGAAGUAUCGAGUGCAUCUCCCGCUUAGAUUUUCAGUAAUUCUUGUAAAUCCAAAUGUUACUAUGUACUUUUCUCAACAACAACAAAAAAGAGUUACUAUGUACUUAGCCUAGAAUGUAAUAAAUUUGGUUGAGACACAUUGGAAGCUCAACCUUUUAUAGAA
Molecule: messenger RNA, 2231 nt
Organism: Prunus dulcis (almond)
Lineage: Eukaryota; Viridiplantae; Streptophyta; Magnoliopsida; Rosales; Rosaceae
Product: galactomannan galactosyltransferase 1-like
Exons: 2
Coding region: 417-1763 (448 amino acids)
Cellular component (GO): endosome; trans-Golgi network; membrane
Molecular function (GO): galactosyltransferase activity
Source: RefSeq, a predicted model, not a curated record